This is a messenger RNA of Bursaphelenchus okinawaensis, 1147 nucleotides long. The record is from the annotation of a GenBank genome assembly. Lineage: Eukaryota; Metazoa; Nematoda; Chromadorea; Rhabditida; Aphelenchoididae.
AUGCAUUCGGACAAGAGCGCCGAAGCCCGCGGCCUCAGAGCCGUCGCCUUCGUAGGAGUCACGUUGACGACGGUGGCCGCGAUGUGCUGUGUUGUGGCCGUGCCAAUGGUCUACAACUACAUGCAGCACCUGCACACGAUGAUGCUGGACGAAGUGGACUUUUGUCGGCUGAGGAGUACGAACGUGUGGAGAGAGGUGGCUAGGACACAGGUAUGGAUAUUUUUAGUUUUAAAGGGUGGGAGAGGUAAAUAAAGGGUGAAUUUCAAAAAACCAUACUUGAUAUUGCAGGUAAUAGCCAAAGUUAGCCCCUCGAACCCACGCGCCAGCCGUUUGCCCCGUCAGGAUAGUUACGGCGCUCCAGAAGUCAACUCGGACUACGCUCCAGCACCUGCUCCAUCCAAGCCCAGCCGCAAAGACCUAUGGCCCGACCUCCAUCCUCAACCAACAGGUGGCUGCUGUGGCUGUGGAGUGUCACCUCGCGGCGCUCCAGGACCAAAAGGCGCUGAAGGUGCACCAGGUGACGAAGGACUACCAGGACCAGACGGUCUACCAGGAGACGACGCUCCCAACCCAGUCCAUCAACCAGUCGAGUUCUGCUUCGACUGUCCCGAAGCUCCAGAAGGUCAGCCAGGAAAGCCUGGGCCAAAAGGACCAUCGGGACCAGAAGGACCACCUGGAGAACCGGGACCAGUCGCAGAAAUGGGAGAGAAUGGUCCACCUGGUCCUCCUGGUAAGCCAGGUCGUGAAGGUGAUCUUGGUAGACCAGGUAAGCGAGGUAAACCUGGAGUUGUUCAUGCUGGACCAAGCAGAGUUGGACCACCAGGACCUCCUGGACCACCUGGAAGGCCAGGACCUCGAGGAGAGAAAGGAGAAGGUGGUGAGGAGGGCGAGGAAGGAAAACCUGGUAAGUCAAUGAGCUUUGUCAUUUUAAGAUCUAUACCUAUUAAUAGUCUGUUCAUGAUCAAAUUUGUUAAAAAUAGGUUAAAGGUAACUAAAAAAUAUUGUUCUAGGCGAGUCAGGACGUCAAGGUCGUGAAGGUCCAGGCGGCAAUCCAGGACAGCCCGGCGAAACCGGAGGGCCCGGACCAAAAGGCCCUGAGGGCGGCUGCGACCAUUGUGCUUUACCACGUACUCAGCCUGGGUACUAG